AUGACCGACCCGGAGAGCUCAUACCGGCCGCGUUCCCCAGACUUGUCCUCCUUCCCAUCGUCCUUCUCGAACACCUUCAACAACAACGCGUAUCAGCCACAACCGCCUUUUCUCGCUAGCCCUCACGGCCAACGCGCUUCCUACGACGCCUCACCUUUUUUUGCGGGCUACCAACCACCGGUUGCGAAUAGCCGAAUCCCCCAACAACAAUACCAACAACCCUUCUAUAACCCGGUCUACGAUAACAAUCCGUACGACGACGAUAUGGCAAGACGGAGUGCUCGCUUGUCAGCACAACAGCCCCAAACUCAAGCUCCAGUCCAUGCCCAAGUACAACCGCAACUACAAGCUGAAUCUCACUCUCACAUUCACCACCAUCAACCGCCCCACGCACAAAUCCAAGUCCACCACCAAGCACCUCUCCCUCAUCCCUCCGAACAAAACUUCGUAUUCGACCAACAUGUCGCCGCAGUCGCCCCCAAAGAAGAACCACACGAGACCCGGCCGAAACCAUGGGACGGAAUAGACGUGAAAACGAAGUUCCCAGUAGCGCGGAUAAAGCGAAUCAUGCAGGCGGACGAGGAGGUGGGAAAGGUGGCUCAAGUGACGCCAAUCGCAGUUUCCAAAGCACUCGAACUCUUCAUGAUCCAACUCGUCACUAAAGCCGCACAAGAAGCCCGAGACCGCAACUCAAAACGAGUCACGGCAGCACACCUGAAACAAGCCGUCGGCAAAGACGAAGUCCUCGACUUUUUAGCAGAGAUAUGCUCCAAAGUGCCCGAUCAACUUGCGCGCAAGAACGAAGAAGACGGCAGCGAUCAUAAUGAGGGUGGGAAACGGAAAUCAGGCGGCGGGCGACGGAAAAAAGAUGUGGAUAGUGAUGAUUUUUAG
Molecule: messenger RNA, 891 nt
Organism: Talaromyces amestolkiae
Lineage: Eukaryota; Fungi; Ascomycota; Eurotiomycetes; Eurotiales; Trichocomaceae
Exons: 2
Coding region: 1-891 (296 amino acids)
Biological process (GO): positive regulation of transcription by RNA polymerase II; negative regulation of transcription by RNA polymerase II; transcription by RNA polymerase II
Cellular component (GO): nucleus; negative cofactor 2 complex
Molecular function (GO): transcription coactivator activity; RNA polymerase II general transcription initiation factor activity; core promoter sequence-specific DNA binding
Source: RefSeq, a predicted model, not a curated record